GCGGAGAGCGCUUAGCCACUGACAGCAGUUCAGGAGUAUGAGAAGCUGAAAGUAUGGAGCUCUGCACUAGGAUGAGUCCCGUAACCUCCACAGCUUGGUACAGCCAUGGGAGGAAUACGGAGCUGAGUGGUCAGAAGAGAAAAUAAGUAGCCAAGGACUCCUGAUUGCUGAACCUGACGUAACUGCCCAGAUGGACCAAGGAGAAGAACAAGAUCAUGAGGCCUUGGAGGAGACACACAUGGGUGGUGAGGUAGAUCCCCUUCCAGAUCACCUUGCAAGUGCAGAUCUGCUGUUGCCAGUGGGGUCCAGAGGAGGAGAGGAACAGUUGGGGGACAGCCAUGGAAGUCAGCACGGUUCCUCAGAGGCUCCGCAGGGUGGCUGUGAGGAGGAGGAGGAGACUAAGCUGCAUUGCUCUGAUAUCAGCUUGGUGAAAAGACAGGAGGGAAGAGUGGCAGCAACCUCACGGCGAGCCCCUCGUGCAGAGCGGCCCACCAUCUGCUCUGAGUGUGGCAAGGGCUUCAGUCGGAGCAUCCACCUCAUCCAGCACCAGCGAAUGCACACGGGGGAGCGCCCGUUCCUGUGCGGGGAGUGUGGCAAGGGCUUCAGCCAGAGCUCCCAUCUCAUCCAGCACCGGCGGGUCCACACAGGCCAGAAACCCUACACCUGUGCCGAGUGUGGGAAGAGCUUCAGCCAGAGCUCCAACCUCCUCAAGCACCAGCGCAUCCACACCGGGCUCAAACCCUACGUAUGCAGUGAGUGCGGGAAGAUCUUCAGUGACAGCUCCACCUGCAUCAAGCACCAGCGUAUGCACACAGGUGAGCGGCCCUACAAGUGCCCAGCCUGCGGGAAAAGCUUCAGCCAACACUCCCACCUCCUUCAGCACCAGCGAGCCCACGACGGCAUCCGGCCUUACGCCUGUGGGCAGUGUGGCAAACGUUUUGGGCAGAGCUCUGACCUCAUUAACCACGCUCGUACCCACACUGGCGAGAAGCCUUACAAAUGCAGCCAGUGCGGCCGGGGCUUCAGUGGCAACUCCAACCUCAUCAAGCAUACCCGCAUCCACACUGGGGAGCAGCCGUACCGCUGCACCCAGUGUGGGGAAAGCUUUCGGUUCCAGCCCCAGCUGGUGCGCCACCAGAAGCACCAUACGGAGUAGCUGGUGGGGAGGAGAAGGCCAUGUGGACCGUAGGCAGCUACCUGGUGUUGGGAAGACAGGCAGCUGCUCCCUGGACACCUCAUAUGGGGCGUGAAUUUUGGGGGAGGGAGCCCUGAGAGCCUGUCCCCUUUUCUUCUGGGUAAAUGUGUUUGUGAGCACUGCCCAGACACUCGAGCAAAGAGGGAGGCCGCUGCCAAACUAACUAGUGCAUGUUCACUGCGGUGCGGUGGUGGUUCUGAGCCCCUCUUUUGGGAAUGGGGAUAAGAAAGGUGCUUAUACAGUAUGGUACGUUCAAGGCCAGAGAGGAGAACAUAGAGACGUUCCAAGGAUCAGUGCCUUUUUCUGUUAUUUCUGGUGGGGAGUGAUUUUUAUCCCAGUAAAAAACAGCUAAAAUCUGUACCCGUUUUCUGUACAAGCUGCCUAGGUUUUCCCUCGCGGUAAGGCCACAGCCUGGGAUGAUGGCUCCCCUUAGAAUCCACAUCUCCCACUUGCCGGUAUUUUUGGUUUUAGGUGGUGUUAGCAUCUAUUUAUUUUAAAACCCCACAAGACUGUGCUGGGUACCUCUGCGUACAUGUUGUGGGCCCAGCUGAUGCUCUGUUGGGGCCACGUCUAUGGAACGGUAUUUUUGCUGGGUUGUAUGGUUGUUAAAUUGACAGUUCCACAAAUUACGCUGCUGUCUGACAGCUUAGUGCUCAGCAGCAAUUAAGUAAAUUAACAUCCUAAUAGGUAUUUCUCUCAGAUUCUUGUUUAGGUGCUUUUGUGGGUGGCACUUUAUGAAUGUUUUUAUAAGGCUUUUAAAAGUAUUUAGGAUGACUUUUUUAAUUGUGUUCUUCUAAUUGUCAGUUGAUGAACAGAAAAAGGAUGACAUUUGAAAAAUAAGCUAUGUCAAACUUUGAUUUUAUAUUAAAUGUUAAACAGUUUUUCUUGCAUAAAA
Messenger RNA from Gymnogyps californianus (California condor), 2090 nucleotides. RefSeq names its product zinc finger protein 501-like. The coding region runs from base 191 to 1156 and encodes 321 amino acids. Gene Ontology annotation, biological process: regulation of transcription by RNA polymerase II; central nervous system development. Lineage: Eukaryota; Metazoa; Chordata; Aves; Accipitriformes; Cathartidae. Gene Ontology annotation, molecular function: DNA-binding transcription factor activity, RNA polymerase II-specific; RNA polymerase II cis-regulatory region sequence-specific DNA binding. The transcript has 3 exons. Gene Ontology annotation, cellular component: nucleus. The record is from RefSeq and is a predicted model, not a curated record.